ACACUACAACCUUUCAUCUCAGAACCAAACCAUAUCAUGUUUUAUCUGCUCCCUGUCGGCCACGAGCACUGCGUCACGCUCAAGGAUGAGCUGAAGAAGGAUAGCCUCAUCGUCUUCCGGUCCGACAAAUAUCGUUUCAAGAAGGACUGUCACCCCGACACCGACCACAGCUGUGUCCGCCUUUAUGAUUGCAAGGAAAACAUCGUUUUGCACAUCGGCUUCCGUCGCGGCCAGAACAAGAUCGUCUUCAACAGCAAGACCGCCAAGGGCGCCUGGGGCGCGGAGGAGAGUUGCGCUCUCGACGGCGCGUUCAAGGGCGAGGACGUCACGAUCACGGUCUAUGAUCAUGGCGAUCACUUCCAGAUCCUCUGCGACUAUCGCACCGUCCACUACUACAAGAAGCAAUGCAACGAGAACAUCAAAGUCAUAUCGUACGACGCUAACGACGGCAAUGACCCCGUGUUCUCGGGCACUCUUGCGUUGGACACUUAUGCGUCUUUCGCUAAGUUUGUCCCCUGCGAUGACUAG
This is a messenger RNA of Heterobasidion irregulare TC 32-1, 528 nucleotides long. Its product is annotated as putative galectin. Bases 37 to 528 code for a protein of 163 amino acids. Gene Ontology annotation, molecular function: carbohydrate binding. NCBI's taxonomy places the organism in Eukaryota, Fungi, Basidiomycota, Agaricomycetes, Russulales, Bondarzewiaceae. The transcript has 2 exons. The record is from RefSeq and is a predicted model, not a curated record.